AUGACGAAAACGGGACGCCGCGAGGAAGAAGAAGAAGAAGAAGCUGCAGGGGGGAGGCUCGGACGGAAGGAGAAGCAGCGGCACCAUGGAAGGGAGAGUAGUCCUGGAGGAAGGAAGCGAAAACACCAUCGAAAUCGUUCACCGCAGCGGAGUCGUUCGCCGCAUCCAUAUGAUUCAUGGGGGGGCUCCAGUAAAAGGAGGAAAAAGAAAGAAGGACGCAGUGAAAGUACCCAUCCCAGAAGAGGGGAAAAUGAACGGAGGAGAAGCCGAAGCAGGAGCAGAGGUAGAAAGCGACACAGUGAUAGUCAGCGGGAGCGUUCGAAGAAAGCCAAGGAACCCCCACAGGUGUCCUACAACGCAUUCGAUUACUUUUCAAACGACAUUGCGAGCGAGAAAUUAUUGCCCAGUUAUAUCAUGGAGGAAAAAAACAAGUACGAAAAGGACGUCUUCGAGAAGGCAUAUGGACUUAGCCUAGGCGAUGACAUGGUUCAAGUAGAUCAGUUUCUCUUUAACCCAAACGAAGGUCAUAAGGAGAAGGCACAAAUGAAGAAAACGGACAGUGGAGCCAAGCACACAAGUAGUAAGGGGGGGCACUAUGAGUGUUACAGUUGUAAGGCCAAAAAUGUGUACGCAAAUGUGCAGUGCUGCAAGUGUAAAAAGUUGAGGAAGAUUUAA
This is a messenger RNA of Plasmodium fragile, 675 nucleotides long. RefSeq lists its product as uncharacterized. The record is from RefSeq and is a predicted model, not a curated record. Bases 1 to 675 code for a protein of 224 amino acids. NCBI's taxonomy places the organism in Eukaryota, Apicomplexa, Aconoidasida, Haemosporida, Plasmodiidae. The transcript has a single exon.